Corylus avellana is the source of this 495-nucleotide messenger RNA. NCBI's taxonomy places the organism in Eukaryota, Viridiplantae, Streptophyta, Magnoliopsida, Fagales, Betulaceae. The record is from RefSeq and is a predicted model, not a curated record.
AUGUCUAAGAAAAGCAUGGGAAAAGUGAAAGACAUGGUUUACCAGUACUUCGAGAGAGAAUUCAUUCAUUUCUUCAAACACACAGAGAGUCGUGCAUGGAUGAUUUCAUUUGUGUAUCUUGGUGCAGAAAAGCGUGGUAAAGAUGAAAGCCAUGGUUACCCAAUAGCUCCAAGAUGGCCUCUUAUGGGAGUGAACAGGAAGGAUGAAUUGCUUCAUGCUUACAAGCUCAAUUGCUUUUGCUAUAGGGACCUAAAAGCUGCCACCCGAAAAUUCAGUCGUAAGAAUUUUAUCGGCCAGGGUGGUUUUGGUGAUGUUUAUAAGGGAUAUAUCAAUUACUGUACCAUGAGUGCCGCAAAACCUGGUGGUCCUUUUGCUGUCGCGGUCAAGAGGCUAAGAGAAAGAGGAGCACAAGGCCACGACGAAUGGCUGAAGAUGAUACAGAGCUUAACUGGAGCAGAAGAAUCAAAAUCGCGGUUGAGGCGGCCAGAGGAUUAG